Molecule: messenger RNA, 4953 nt
Organism: Venturia canescens
Lineage: Eukaryota; Metazoa; Arthropoda; Insecta; Hymenoptera; Ichneumonidae
Gene: Snx27
Product: sorting nexin 27
Exons: 7
Coding region: 139-1725 (528 amino acids)
Biological process (GO): endocytic recycling; signal transduction; intracellular protein transport
Cellular component (GO): early endosome
Molecular function (GO): protein binding; phosphatidylinositol-3-phosphate binding
Source: RefSeq, a predicted model, not a curated record
GCUGUGGUGGUGGGUGGAUGGAUGCGAAGAGACGAACAACAACCGCGUUAACCGGAAUUGCGCAGGCGCAGAUUAUUUGACGUUCGGAUUUCGUCGAAAGCGCGACUGAGAAAUGUCAAUGGGCGGUCAUAGUAUAAGAUGGCGGAUUCUGCAUCCGAAGUACGGCGCUCGCCAAUUAACGAGGACGGUAUGAAUAUAUCAGUGACAAUGGUUAAUAACGGACGCGUGCCUCAACAUUCGAUAAAUACGUCGAACCCAAUGGGCCAAGGACCACGAUGCGUCACGAUAUACAAAACUGAAACGGGUUUUGGGUUCAACGUACGGGGACAGGUCAGCGAAGGUGGACAACUUAGAAGUAUAAAUGGUGAAUUGUACGCACCCCUUCAACAUGUCAGUGCUGUGUUGCCACAUGGUGCUGCAGAAAAGGCUGGAGUUCGGAAGGGUGAUCGUAUCCUCGAAGUUAACAACGUUAAUGUCGAGGGUGCAACUCACAAGCAGGUAGUGGAUUUAAUCAAAUCUGGUGGCGAUGUCUUAACGUUGACCGUAAUUUCAGUAACUCCACAAGAAGCUGAAAGAUUAGAACCGUGCGAAGAUUUGAGCUAUUCCUCAGUCGACUAUAGCGAAAAGCGUUCUUUACCUAUCAGUGUACCGGAUUAUCAUGUCCGUGAAAGAAAACAUGAGCGAUAUGUUGUUUUCAACGUUUACAUGGCAGGACGUCAUUUGUGCUCAAGGCGGUAUCGGGAAUUCGCCGCGUUGCACAUGGCAUUGAAAAAAGAAUUUAUUGGAUUCAAUUUCCCGAAGUUACCUGGAAAAUGGCCUUUCCAACUCAGUGAACAACAAUUGGACGCGAGAAGACGAGGACUCGAGCAAUAUUUGGAAAAAGUAUGUGCCGUACGUGUGAUAGCGGAGAGCGACGCAAUGCAAGAAUUUCUGACAGAUAGACUCGAUGAAGACGGCGAUCAGGGCCCUGCUGUCGACCUCAAAGUUCUUCUUCCAGACCGUGAGGUCGUUACCGUAACUGUACCCAAAGCUGCGCUAGCGAAAGACGUAUACGAUGCAGUUUGCUACAAAGUUAGCCUAGACACUGAAACCGCCAAGUAUUUUUACUUAUUCGAGAUCGUCGAAUAUAAUUUUGAGCGGAAACUGCAGCCUCAUGAACACCCGCAUACACUCUAUAUUCAAAACUAUUCAACCGCAAGUGCGACUUGCUUAGCAAUACGCAGAUGGUUAUUCAACGUAUCGAGGCCCUUGAGCGAACAGGCGCUGACAUGGAUAUUUUGGCAAACGAUUGAUGAGGUUAAUAGAGGCCACAUCACGGCGGGCGAGAGAUUGUAUCAAUUGAAAGCGCUCCAGGAUGCUUCUAGAAAGAAUGAGUAUCUGAAAUUGGCGAAAGAACUAAACGGCUACGGUGACAUUGUUUUUCCACACUGUGCCUGCGAUUCGAGAAAAGAUGGUCACGUGGUAGCUGCUAUUGGAACUGCAGCUUUCAAACUACAUGCAGCUAAAGAAGACGGAACUCUGGAAUCGCAGGUCGUCGAAUUCCCGUGGAGAACUAUAACACGGUGGGAAGUCGAUGAGGACGGUAUGGCCUUUUGUUUUCAAUACACGAGGCAAGACAACCGACCUGCUCGUUGGCUCAAAGUCUUUACAUCAUACUACACGUUCCUGGCAGACUGCUUCGACCGAAUUGCUCAGGAGGCGAAGUGGAAUGAUCCAGUGGAAUGACAGAAUAUCAAGAGCUGAAACUAAUCCUCAAAUUGUAAAAUAAAAAAUGGAAGAGACAUAGUAAAGGAUCCCUAAGCUAUUAUUAAUGCGUUUUAGCGAAUUGCUUCCAAACGACUCGUUCCCUGAAAAGCGAUGGCCCGAUAACUAGUGCAUGGAUAAAUUUCAUCGGAGAGCAUUGAAUUUCAGAGCAUUAUUAUGAGUUUCAAUGCCAAGAUCGAAGGGCUCCGUUCUCCGUCGAUCGGAAUAGUUAUCGUGGGUCAUUUUGUUUUUCUUUUCUCUCCAUGCAAAGUAAUUGCGAUAAAAGUCACGAUGCUGGAGAGAAAAAACAGAAAAUUAUCAUUCCUCGCCUUGAAAUAAUAGGUCGCAUGAAAUUUAUAAAAUUCUUUUACGCGCAGAUUGAAUAUGCAAGAUAUAAUUGGAGAGCUGGGAGUGAGGAAGAGAAAAAAAAAAUACUAAAAUUGUUAAUCGAAGAACCAACCAAUGCAUAUCCAUUAAUUGUCUAAAUUCUUUAUUAUUCCUCGUUAAAUUUAUUUUAUUAUAAUCUUAACACAUUUAUGCCAUCCGAGAUCUAGUUUUAAAAAGCAUCUCUCGUCGAAUGUUACACACGCAGUAUUGUAAUGUAAACAUCGUGGGUUGAAUGUUAACACGUGAUGAAUGUAAGCUAGAAAUUCAAUGGUAGUCGUACUGUUGAACGAAUACCUGUAUACAUCGUAUACAUAUUUCCAAUGAGAUGAAAAUUGUGAAAACGUCUUGACAUCACUCUUUUAAUUGGAGCUAUUUCAAUGAGAUGCAAUGAACACCAAAAAAAAUGUCUGUAUCGAUGAUUUUAUUGUGGCUCAAUAUGAUCGUCAGUAAGAGAAUGAUAAUCGAUUCGUUUGGAUUAAAAGUAUUUGGUAUACUUGCUCAUUUCACAAAGUGUCCAGUUUUUUGGCUUGAAAGGGAUCAGAUUUCAGUUUACGAUACCGGGAACGCCCAAGGCGAAAUCAGACUGUCCGGAAUCAAGAGAUAUCAGUGACUGUUUUACGAUUCAUCGGUUUUUAUCGUGCCGAGCUUCGGCAAAUUAUCGAAAAUAAAAUAAAAUAAAAUACAUGAAAAUGUACGGUACCGAGACACAGUGCAUGAGGCUGAAGUUUGCGACGUGAGAGUCCAACGAAAUGAACGAAAAAUAUAAAAAAUUGUAAUUCCCCAAUUUUUGCCCUCCACAAUUUGCAAUUGGCAGUUUUUCAACCCACGUAAAAUGACUCGUGAUUUGAAAAAUUGGAUAAUCACAGAUAUCUUUUUGCACGUUUCGUCGGACUCUGCAAAUUGGGCUUUGCAAAUUUCAGCCUUGUCACAGCAUCGAAGGAUUUAAAAUUACGUAUGUACGAGAGUUCGUUAACGCUCGAAAACACACACACACACACACACUUAUGUAUGGAAUAUGUAUACUACGUGUAAAGAAUGAUCGUUAAUGUUUGAAAACUUUAUUGAAAAGACAAGAUAGAGCGCAUAGGCUAGAUAAAUGUAAAACAGUUAACCUAUUUACGCGCAGAUAUUCACCCCGAACUCUGCGUCCUGUCAUAGACUGAAGUCCUUCAUCCGGUGAACGCUGUACACAGCGAAUGGUCGAAAAAAAAAAAAACUAAUGCAAUGCGACGGUCUAUUGGAAAAACAGUUUACGGAAAAGAGCAUUUUCGUGGCGGAACAUUAUGGCUGUGAGAAUUAAAUAAUUUGUUAACUGAUCGUCGAUGCCGAAGAGCUGAAAAGCAGAUUCGAGUUUGAAAUAAGAGCAGGCGGUGAGCUUCGUAUUUCUCGAAAAUCAAAUUUCGGUGGAGAAAAGUGUGCAGCAGGAUUUAUAGCGAGCGCGAAAUUGAUGAAUCGACUCAAAUAUUUUCUUGCAACUCCGACACCGAUGAACCAUCCUCGGCAUUGAGUUUCCUCAACUCAGCUUUAUAAUACUUUUACUGCAUCUGGCUUUCAGCCUGCGAACACACGCGUCCAAGCCACUCACUAUUUCGACUCUAAUAUUGAAUGUAAAAAUGAAUCAUGGUUUGUCUCAGAUGCAAAUGAAAAUUCGUUUUCAUAGAUUCUUUUUCUUCCUUUUAUAAACACGAAUUGGACGGUUCGAGGGACAUCGCGAUGGUGAGUUGAUCAGCCGUUCUGUUGCCAACGAAUUUAUGAAACUUGUAAACUGUUUUUCUAACACUCCCAAGUCGCAGGACUUAUCGCACGAACGAGGAUAAGAGUAAACUCAAUAAACAGCGUAUUCAUAGUGUCACUAUAAAAAUAAGUAAGACGAAGAUUUGUCGACGGAGGCGUUUUACGAUACGAGAAUCGCGACUAAAAAUUCCAACAUUUUCAUGUACGCUCGUGUACGCGAGUAGAAUGUUUUACAAAAAAAUGAAUUGUACGACUCUUGUCAUAACGAACCAUUGUAAUUGUACGUUUUAAGGAGUUUUUCCGUUUCGCGAAUCCGAAUAAACCGAAAGCAUUGAUCCUGUUCAUUCUGUACAAUGAAGUCGAGCCAUUAAUGCCAGAAAACUGUGAAAACGUUGAACCGCGAACGUCUGGAUUUACGUACGUUGGUCGACGACUUUUACGGUGAAUAUCGCUGUCUCUCGAUUAUUAUGGCAAACAUCUCGAAACGGGAGGUGUCCGCAGCGCUUCAAAUUUCCAAACACACUUUCCGCGAUGCCCGUUGGGACGCCGAAGUCCGAAAAAUUGUGUUAAACUCUGCGAAAUAUUGCUCGUGGCUCGGAGAGCCGAAAUUUCGAGGGCAUUGAAUUCGCCAGCGCUGCAAUUAUUUGCGUCCACACGCUUUAUUAUCGUUAAUAAAUAAUCCACUGGCCGGCGUUGAUAAAAAAAAAAAAAAAAAAAAAAUAACCCCGAUUGGUGCUACUGAGAAUAAGGAUUUUUUGAUUUUCAUGAAAAAUUUCACUUUACUCUGGCCGAAUGACGUAGCGUAUUAAUCAACUUAAAAAUAUGUUUACCAUUAAGAAAUUUGGAGAACAAAGUGAAACGAAACGAGAGAGAAAAACGAGAAGCAGCGGAGGGAGGCGACAGGAUUUAAAUAAAUGAGAAAAAUUAUAGAUAUAUAGAGAUAUACAAACACGAAACGAAAUUCAACGUCGAACAAAAUAUAUUCUGUACCUUUACAAACGCAGAUGCAUUGGAAAAACAUCAAUUGAAUCAUCGAAAUAUUGACGAAACGAUGCACAGAGAAAUACAAAGUUAUCUUACCUGUUGAAA